UUCACAGCCGAAACCCAGUAAUUUACAGGCACAACACGACAGAAACAUCAUUGCUCCAUUUUGGACAGACAUGGACAACACUGUCAGUGGAACAAUCUCCUAUCGUCAGGUCACCAGUGGUAGACUUUUACUAGCAGCUUCAAACAACAUAAACCAGUAUUUUCCUAAUCUGAGCUUCACUGCAUCAUGGCUGUUCAUUGCCACUUGGGAUAAAGUUCCGUAUUUUAACAACUUACAGUCGAGUUCAACUUUUCAAGUUGUUUUGGUCUCUGGUUCCUGUCUGUCUUUUGUCAUGAUGAACUAUGGAAAUAUCUCCUCUACGGAUCAUCCGUUUCAGGCUGGCUAUGGCACUGUAAACUCAACAAAUUAUUUUUCAAUCCCGGUACCUGAUGAAAAUAAGCUCUUCAACUCCAGCAAUUUCAAUGUGGCGGGACGCUGGGCGUUUCGUGUUGAUGGAGGACCCAAGGAGGGAAUUUUCUACCCAUAUGGAUAUAACGAUACAAAGAACCCUGCAGAGGAUUUUGGAAGUUCUCCUCUGAUCCCCCUGACACAGCCGUUUGUUUACUUUGGGCUUAUUUAUAAUCAAAUAUACGUGAAUAAUAAGGGUUAUUUGACUUUUAAUAACCAGUUUUACCAGUAUUAUCCCUAUUAUUUCCCUGCAUCCGCGACUCGAGACAUCAUCGCUCCACUAUGGAUAGACAUUGACAUUACAAAUAAAGGAAGCAUCUCUUACCGGCAAGUAACAGAUGGUUAUCUCCUGAAUCGGGCCUCUAGAGAUAUAAACCAAUAUUAUCCCUACCUGAACUUCUCUGCCUCAUGGGUUUUCAUUGCUACGUGGCAUAAAGUACCAUACUAUGAACACAGAUGGACAGAGUCAAUCUUUCAACUGGUUUUGGUGUCUGGCAAAAACAUGUCAUUUACACUCAUGCAUUAUGGUCAAAUUGCUCCACCCCCAUAUCCUGUAGAGUCUGGCUAUGACACAACUGAUUCAACUGAUUUCUAUUCAAUUCCUGUCUCUGACACCACAAACCUGCCAUACACGAGCAAUGUCAAUGUCAUGGGUCGAUGGGUAUUUCGAACUGAUAAAGCAUCAGAAAACAAUGGACUGUUCUAUCCAUUUAGGAAUGGGCGUAAACUGAACAUCUCACCAUAUUAUGGAUUUUCUAUUGGCUUUUUGCAGAAAACCUUUUCUUACUUCAGAUUCAAAUACAGAUUUGUAUAUGUUCACAAAAAUGGAUUUAUUACUUUCAAAUGGCCAUUAUUUCCAUCAAGUCCCCCAACUCUUCCAGCAAAUAUAGACAUUGUUGCUCCAUUAUGGACAGAUAUUGACAACAGUGAUAUUUACAUUCAACAGUUCCAUAGUGUCCGUCUACUGAAGCAAGUUACAAAUGACAUUCGGCAAUAUUUUCCUAAUACAAAUUUCACUGCCGACUCAGUUUUUAUGUGUACUUGGGAUAAUGUGACAUAUUUCAACACUUUAUCACAGAAUUCCUCUUUUCAAGUACUGCUGAUCUCUGGUUCUGGAUUGUCAUUUAUUGUAUUUAAUUAUGGCAGGAUUCCCCAAACUAAGCACAUUGCACUGGCUGGAUAUGAUACUAUUGAUGCCACCAGUUAUUAUACAGUCCCUGUGUCUAACGUUGCUAACCUGAGCAACUCCACAAAUGUCAAUGUAAAGGGACGUUGGGCUUUUCGUGUCGACGCUUUGCCAACAGAACAUAGUCUGUUUUAUCCAACUGGCUAUCAGGACUCUCUGAAUCCCUGUCCAAGUAAUGCAAACUUAACAGCUCUGCACUUGCAGUAUCCUUUCUUGUACUAUGGACGCAAAAACUACGACAUAUAUGUCAGCAAUAAUGGACAUUUGAUGUUUGAACCAUUUUAUGAAAGAAUCCCCAAGGCUUUCCCUACCAACUCUACUAGAGACAUUAUAGCUCCACUCUGGGCAAAAUUUGACUGUAGAGUCAGUGGAAGCAUCUCCUACCACGUGGUGACGCGAGGCCAUAUCCUGAAUCGGGCAAGAAAUGAUAUCAAACAGUAUUUCCCUCAGUUUGGGUUCUCAGUAUAUUCAGUCUUCAUUGCUACUUGGAAUAGAGUGCCGUACUUGAACAGCCCCACGACGGAAUCCACCUUCCAAGUCGUUCUAGUCAUUUGCAGAACUCUUUCCUUUGUCAUAAUGAACUACGGAAAUAUCUCCUCAACUGAUCAAAGUUUUCAGGCUGGUUAUGACACAAUAAACUCAACAAAUUAUUUUUCAAUCCCUGUUUCUGAUGAAAAUAAAUUGUUCAACUCCAGUAAUGUUAAUGUGCCGGGACGUUGGGUAUUUCGUGUUGAUGGUGGACCAGAGGAGGGGACAUUCUACCCAUAUGGAGGUGUAGAAGAUAAGAUGAGCCCGAGGUCAGAUGAUGGAAGUUCUCCACUGAUUCCUCUGCUACAGCCAUUUGUGUACUUUGGACGUGAAUAUGACAAAAUAUUUGUGAAUAAUAAUGGAGACCUGACCUUUGAUGAGCCAUUUUUCUGGUGGCGUGCCAAUUAUUUUCCUGCAUACUCGUCUGUAGACAUCAUCGCACCACUAUGGACAGAUAUUGAUAACAGUAAGAAAGGAACCAUCUCUUACAGACAAGUAACAGAUGCUCAUCUCUUGAAUCGUGCUUCAAGAGACAUAAACAAAUAUUUUCCCAACUUGAAAUUCUCUGCCACUUGGGUUUUUAUUGCUACAUGGGAUAAAGUACCAUAUUUUGGAAACAUAAAGGCAGAGUCAACCUUCCAAGUGGUUUUGGUGUCUGGCAAAAACAUGUCAUUUACUCUUAUGCAUUAUGAUUUUAUCACUCCCACCGAAAGUGUAGAGUCCGGCCUUGACACAAUUAACUCUACUAAUUUCUUUUCAAUCCCUGUUUCUGACGUCACAAAUCUGACAUAUUCAAGCAAUGUCAAUGUCACGGGUAGAUGGGUGUUUCGAGUUGAUAAUUCAUCAGAAAACAAUAGAUUAUGUAGCGAAACUAAUCCCAAAGCUUCCUCAGAUGAUGUUUCUAGUGCUCUGAUAUGUGGAAGAACUCCAGUUACCACCAGCAGCAGGAUAGUAGGAGGUCAGAAUGCUUCAGCUGGACGCUGGCCCUGGCAGGCUAGUCUUCUUCGGUUAAGCAGGCACAUCUGUGGAGGUUCUCUUAUCAACAAAGAGUGGGUGCUGUCUGCUGCCCACUGCGUUCAUGGGUAUCCCACCAUUGAUUUCACUGUAGUUUUGGGGCAUCAGACCCAGGAAGGGUUCAACCCCAAUCAAAUAUUCAGAUAUGUGAGGUUAAUCAUCAAACAUCCCAAUUAUAAUUUAACGAAUGACAACGAUAUUGCUCUUCUCAAAUUGAGGUCACCCAUCACCUUCACUGACUACAUCAGACCCGUGUGUAUAGCAGCUCAUGACAGUGUGUUCAACAGCGGCACAGACAGCUGGGUCACUGGAUGGGGAAACAUUAGUGAAGGAGUGCCCCUUCCAUCCCCUAAUGUUCUACAGGAAGUGGAGGUUCCUGUAGUUGGUAACAGACAGUGCAACUGUCUCUAUGGAGUUGGAAAUAUAACAGACAACAUGAUCUGUGCUGGCAAUGACUCAUGUCAGGGGGAUUCAGGAGGUCCGAUGGUGAGCAGACAGAGCUCUGUAUGGGUUCAGUCUGGUAUCGUUAGCUUUGGAACUGGCUGUGCUCGACCUGAACUUCCCGGUGUGUACACCAGAGUAUCACGUUAUCAGGAAUGGAUCAGCUCCUUUGUGUGCAGCGAUCCUCCAGGUUUUGUGCAGUUUACCUCUGCUGGAGCUAACCCUGACUACAGUUACAGCUGUCCUGGUCUUCCUCCUCCUCCUCCUACUCCUUCCUCAGUUCUAUCUUCUGAAAUAUCUCCACCACAAAAAUUAUGGCCAUUAUGUUUUCUGUUGCUUCUACCAAUACUUGGCUUAAUUUUGUAUGCAAUGAAACACCGUUUAGGGUCAUGCAUUAAAAGAUGCAUUCAUUUGAUCAGAAGUGACAAUAAUGACAUUUAUAGUGAUACAAAAGUUUUAUAUACCAAAUAAACGCUGUUCUUUUGGAAAUAUUCAACGAAUCCUGAAAAGAAAAGUAAUAUUUCCCCCAAAAUAUG
Molecule: messenger RNA, 4113 nt
Organism: Carassius auratus (goldfish)
Lineage: Eukaryota; Metazoa; Chordata; Actinopteri; Cypriniformes; Cyprinidae
Exons: 24
Coding region: 71-4048 (1325 amino acids)
Biological process (GO): proteolysis; cell-matrix adhesion
Molecular function (GO): serine-type endopeptidase activity
Source: RefSeq, a predicted model, not a curated record